Messenger RNA from Astyanax mexicanus (Mexican tetra), 1889 nucleotides. Its product is annotated as probable RNA-binding protein 46. The record is from RefSeq and is a predicted model, not a curated record. The coding region runs from base 198 to 1769 and encodes 523 amino acids. The transcript is spliced from 6 exons. NCBI's taxonomy places the organism in Eukaryota, Metazoa, Chordata, Actinopteri, Characiformes, Acestrorhamphidae. Gene Ontology annotation, molecular function: mRNA binding. Gene Ontology annotation, cellular component: nucleus.
UUGGUAAGACUGCAGGUGUGCCGCUGGUUUUAAUAUUCAGUUAAUUUAGUUGAACCUGAUUUGCUGGCUGAUCUGGAGGACUUUAGUUAGUUAAGGUUUAUAGUUACCAGGGGGAUCUCAGCUUUAAACCUACAGAAACUGGAGAACAGGUGCUAGGGGAAGAAGGCUGUGUUUGUCAUCUUCACCAAGACAUUAAGAUGGAAAGCCCAAAGAUAGCUAAUCUUCUGGCCCUAAUGGAUAAAACAGGUUACGGUAUGGUUCAAGAAAAUGGUCAACGGAAAUUUGGGGGUCCACCACCAGACUGGGAAGGUCCCCCUCCUCCGAGAGGCUGUGAGAUUUUUGUGGGGAAAAUUCCCAGGGACAUGUAUGAAGACGAGCUGGUGCCUUUGUUUGAACGUGCAGGUUGUAUCUAUGAGUUCCGCUUGAUGAUGGAGUUUAGCGGGGAAAACCGUGGCUAUGCCUUUGUCAGGUACACCACUCCAGAAGCUGCGCAGCAAGCCAUUUAUCUGCUUGACCACUAUGAGAUCCGUCCCGGGAAGUUUAUAGGAGUGUGUGUGAGUCUAAACAACUGUCGGCUCUUCAUUGGGUCCAUUCCAAAAGACAUGAAGAAGGAGGAGAUACAAGAGGAAAUGAUGAAGGUAACAGACGGUGUGGUGGAUGUUAUAGUGUACCCCAGCGCAGCAGACAAAAGUAUGAACCGUGGUUUUGCUUUUGUGGAGUAUGAAUCACACAAAGCUGCUGCCAUGGCCCGCAGGAAACUUGUACCAGGAACGUUCCAGAUGUGGGGCCACACUAUUCAGGUUGACUGGGCUGAACCAGAGCGGAAUGUAGAUGAUGAGAUAAUGCAGAAGGUGCGAGUUCUGUAUGUGCGCAAUCUUAUGUUGCAUACGACGGAGGAAACACUCUGCAGUGAGUUCUCUCGUCUAAAGCCUGGCUCUGUGGAGCGCGUUAAGAAGCUGUCAGACUACGCCUUCAUCCACUUCCACAGCCGGGAAGACGCACUCGCCGCAAAACAGUUCAUGAAUGGCAAACUCAUUGAUGGCUCACAAAUUGAAGUCACCCUUGCCAAGCCGAGCAGCAAAGACCGGAAUCGAAGAUUUAAUACACGAGCCAGUCGUAAUGGAAUUGCAGGUGAAGAGUUUUAUAAUGACUCCGGCUUCUUUUCACAGAGUGAGGAUUCUGGAAUCAGUCUGGCAUCAGAUACAGGGGCUGUGGGUGACGGGUUAUGUGCACAUCCUCUCCAUCAGCCACCUCACUUUGGAAAUGGGAAUCCAUACGCUGUUGAUAUAGAGCACUGUAUGUAUCCAUUACUGCCAGGGUCUCCUCUGGUACCCGUUGCCCUGCAGAGUCUCAAACCCAGCCAGCUGAACUCUGCUGCAUCAUUGCUGGAAUAUCUCUGUCAAAAGAAUGGCUGGUCCCUGCCAGAGUAUUACCUGUACUCCACAGUAUGGCAUGAAGGAAAAAUACUGCUCAUCUAUGAAGUAUUCAUCAGCAGCACCAGAAGCAGAUACAUGCCUGAUAAAGGAUGUACCAUUCUGGAGGAUGCCAAAGAGCUUGCAGCACAGAAUGCACUCUGGAGGCUUGAUGCGUCAUUCCAUGAUGUUUCCCCUUGGAGUUUUUCUCCUCCUGCAUCACCUGGUUUGUUGUCAUUUCCAUUUCGUCCUCUGCCAUGUCCUGGAUACUCCAUCGCCCCCAUCUCACCUCCGCUACCCCUCCAUGGUGCCAGUGGUCAGAGGCUCUACAUCCCUAACCAGUCAUCAUUCUUCUGAUGAACCCAUGUUGCCAAAAGCAAAGCAAGUUCGGUUAUGUUAAGAAUUGCUGUUGCAGAUGUAUUUAAGAUUAAUUAGAUUUUAACUUCUCCUUUUUAAAAUGUUUAUAUAUAUAUAUAU